GACUUACUCGUACUUUCUUACACAGGAAAUGAUGGCUGCAGAGAAGCAACCAUGCGAGGCAGUAGGAUUCCUGUGAAUACAGGGUCGUGGGGGUAUGCUGGAGCCUAUCCCAGCUGACUUUGGGCAACAGUGUGGCGAGUGGUGGUUCCCAGACGGGUCCUUGAAGCCAUCAUGAGGUCAGCCAGGCUGCUUACGUCACCAGCAGCAGUGGGUCAAAGCCAGGACUACUCCGGGAAUUACGACACCUCGUCCCGCGGCAGCAGCACCUCUCCGGCACAGCCUGAGUCUUUCACCAGCGGCAGCAGCACCAUCGGCAGCCCCAUAUCUACCUCAACAUACCAGAAGUACAGGGUCGACAUGCCCGGCUCCAACAGUGCCUUCAUCCCCACCAUCAAUGCAAUCACAACAAGCCAAGACCUGCAGUGGAUGGUGCAGCCGACUGUCAUCACGUCCAUGUCCAACCCAUACUCACGCUCCCACCCGUACAGCCACCACCUGACCAACGGGCAGGGACUGCUGGGACACAACCCUCUGGCCCGUCCCGGGGUCAUCCGCUCCAUCGGGGACGCCAGGGGCCGACGCAAGAGGGAUGAGCAGCUUACCCCAGAGGAAGAAGAGAAAAGGAGGGUGAGGCGUGAGAGGAACAAGUUAGCCGCCGCCAAGUGCCGCAACCGCAGACGAGAGCUGACUGAGAUGUUGCAAGGGGAGACUGAGAAACUGGAGGAGGAGAAAGCCGACUUGCAGAAAGAGAUUGAAAGCCUCCAGAAGGAGAAGGACAAGCUGGAGUUCAUGCUGGUGGCCCAUAACCCCGUGUGCAAGCUGCCAACUGAGGAUCGCCAUCAACCUCCAGCACACCAGCAGCACCAGCAGCAGUGCGCCCCCCUGCCCUUGACCAUGCGCCCCAACAUGGCCACCCGGGCCCACAUGAACCAUGUGGUGGUGAAGCAGGAACCGGAGGACAUGGAGGCACAGGUCGGCAAGCCCCAGCAUUCUGUCAUCAAGCCCAUCUGCCUGGGUGGGGGUUGCAUCAGCGGCGGGAUGUACUGUGCAGACGGGGACAGCCUCAACACGCCGGUGGUGGCGGCAUCCACACCGGCCGCAAUGCCCAACCCCACAAACCUCAUCUUCACCUACCCGAGCAUGCUGGAGCCCGAGAGCCCCUCGCCCUCCUCCGAGUCGUGCUCCAAGGCCCACCGGCGCAGCAGCAGCAGCGGCGACCAGUCGUCAGACUCCCUCAACUCGCCUACGCUCCUGGCCCUGUGAAGCGUCGCAAAGGAAAACACUGUGGCUGAAGGCGAGCACGGGGAUCAGAGCCCAAAGCACAUUUGGAGAGUCCAGACCAAGCUGACCAUGUGAGCCAUUCCCCCUUUUUGAGCAGGGAGACCCCCACAAGGGCUACGCUGCGUGUUUCUUCUUGUCCUGCUUUUCAGUGUGUGCAGCAAUCCUUAAAAACUUGUCAGCUCUUACUGUCAACUUGUUUACUCAAGACCCUUCAAACCUGGCCAUUGUGAACUCAGAUGACGAUACAAAACCAGUUCUUUAUCAUAUAUCUAUAUUUUUUUGAAGAAUGAAUUCAAAGCCAUGAGGCCACUUGCACUCUGCCAAGACGAAUCAACACAUUGCUAAAACAAGUCGCAGCAUUUGACUGGACGAGAGACACUGAGUUCACACCCCACACGUGGACCUUCAUCCAACUCUCGAACUUAUCUUUUACGGCCUGUGUGUGUUUUUUGAGACACGGCCUUCUCCCUCAUCUGCCUGUAGAAAAGCAUCAUGGAGUCAAAUCCACCUUCUAUUCCGACUACGUUAGUAUUUUUCCUCCUGUUUAAGACAAAGUGUGUGUGAUUUACAUUGAUGUCAGGGGUAUCGCUCAAGUAGAACCUCCAUCAUGAAGAACGCAAGCUGUGUGACAGUCUUACCAUGAAUACGGGUUCAUUGUGCGACAUCAACAAAUGUUUGUUUUCAUUCUGACGUUUCAAAAACGAUGUAAUAGUUCUUUCACUGGUGUCUCCUCUUCUCCCUCUUUGCUUACAUUGCCUCCAUAAAAGGUCUUACCUUUGUCAACACUGCCACUCAGGGCAGGUCAGGUUUAACAACACCAAAAAGGUUUGUAUGACACAUGGAAUCCUUUACUUUGUCGGUCUUUUGUCUUUGGGAAAAAGGAAGGAUUUUACCCUAAUAUGAGAAAAAAAAGCCACUGUGGUCCAGCCAGACUGUCACCAGCUGCCAAUGAUGUCAACCCUGUUUAUACCGUGCUUGUAAAGCUGUCAUUUUUAGCAAAAAGGAAAACAAAAGCCCAUCAAUGUACUUUGUACUGUCACCAGUGGAGGCCCGAUUGGCUUAAACCAGGAGAAUAACUAAAAUAGUGUUUCACAGUACAGAAGGAGUAAUAAUAAUAAUAAUAAGACAGCUGGCCUGGAAUGAAACAUGAGCAUCAUGACGGGAUUACAUACUUUGUCAUUUUUUAAGUAAAAGGGACAAGUCUUUCAAAGACUCUGCACUGAGAAAGUCAAAGCAACAUUCCGAAUGAGUCCAAUUAAAUGAUGCGCUGGAUGCAGGGAAAUAUUUUUGUUUUUUAUUUUUUUAAAUACACUCUGCUGCUAUGUGGGCAAACUUGUUUUUUUUCCUUCGGCAAUAUUUGGUCUCAUGCAAACGCAAGAAAAAAAAAUCUCAGCUUCUUUAUGAAAAAAAGAAACAACCAAAAAAAAAACGUCUGAUGUGUCUGUUUGUUGACAUUUACGGCAGCCCCUCGACACAUAGGAAAGCCACUGACGUAGAUCUUCUACUGUAUAUGUCAUCUACUGUCUAUUGCCUGUUUUCAACUACUAUUACCUAUUUUCCAAAUGCUUUAACUGUUAAAAUGAUUCAAAAUUAAUUAAAAACAGCAAUAUGUAUAUAGCAGUGUUUGUUAAUUUAAAUAAAUCGUAAUAAAAAAUGAUUUUCACCUUG
Dunckerocampus dactyliophorus (ringed pipefish) is the source of this 2949-nucleotide messenger RNA. RefSeq names its product FOS like 2, AP-1 transcription factor subunit (gene fosl2). Gene Ontology annotation, biological process: regulation of transcription by RNA polymerase II. NCBI's taxonomy places the organism in Eukaryota, Metazoa, Chordata, Actinopteri, Syngnathiformes, Syngnathidae. The record is from RefSeq and is a predicted model, not a curated record. Gene Ontology annotation, molecular function: DNA-binding transcription factor activity, RNA polymerase II-specific; RNA polymerase II cis-regulatory region sequence-specific DNA binding. Gene Ontology annotation, cellular component: nucleus. The transcript has 7 exons. The coding region runs from base 172 to 1263 and encodes 363 amino acids.